Messenger RNA from Equus caballus (horse), 4066 nucleotides. It is a transcript of the gene SNX25, whose product is annotated as sorting nexin 25. Gene Ontology annotation, cellular component: endosome. The record is from RefSeq and is a predicted model, not a curated record. Lineage: Eukaryota; Metazoa; Chordata; Mammalia; Perissodactyla; Equidae. Gene Ontology annotation, molecular function: phosphatidylinositol binding.
CCUGGGCGCGCCCGGCGGGCAGCUGCGGGCCGGGCGCCGGGUGGCGGCGCGGAGGGGUCGCCGAGAGGAGCCCGGCGGCGUCUGUUGGAGCCGUUCCCCCGGGGGGCCGCCGGCGAGGGCAUGAGCGCGGACUGCCUCUGCCUCCGGAGCGGCGGCGGGAGCGGCGAGGGCAGGAGGCGCCGCGCGGGGGCCACCGUCCAGGGCAGCGCAGGGGCACAGCAGGGCAGGAGAUGUGCCUGUCCUUAGCGGCACAGGAAGCAGCAUGCACCCCGAUGCCACCCACAGCAGCGGCGCCGGCCUCAGCCCUGCCCCGGGCGAGCGGCCGGAGUCCCGGGAGGACGCGGCCGCCCCGGGGGGCCCCGGCGGCGGGAGCUGGCGGGUGGCCGUGGCCGUGGCCGCACUCGCCGCCGUGUCCCUCUCCUGCCUGGGGCCCGGCUGCUGGCCGGCGGCGGGAGGCGCGGGGCUGUGCACCGUCCUGCUCAGGCUCAGCCUGUACCUGGGCUGCGCCGCCGCCGCCUUCCUGCUGGGGACCCUGUGCUCCCUCGUCUGCCGGAGCCCGCGAGCCCCGCCGCCCGACUUCGCCGCCGUCUGGAGACGGAUGGCCGCCCGCCGCGGGCCGGCGAGUCCUGUGUAUGAAAACUCACGUGAGACAGUGCAGUCUAGAAGGGUAGUCAUUUCUCAUAAUAUGGACAAAGCUCUGAAAGAAGUGUUUGACUACAGUUACAGAGAUUAUGUUCUGUCCUGGUAUGGAAGCCUCAGCAGAGAUGAGGGACGGCUUUACCAUCUCCUCUUGGAAGACUUUUGGGAAAUUGCCAGACAGCUGCGCCACAGACUGAGCCACGUGGAUGUGGUUAAAGUAGUCUGCAAUGAUGUUGUAAGAACUUUACUCACUCAUUUCUGUGACCUGAAAGCUGCAAAUGCCAGACAUGAAGAACAGCCGAGGCCUUUUAUGUUGCAUGCAUGCUUGAGGAACGCAGAUGAAGAAGGAAGAUUCCUACAGAUGUGCUCUCGGAUUCUGGUGUUUUGUCUCCUCCCCUCAAAGGAUGUCCAGUCUCUCAGCUUGCGUAUAAUGCUUGCAGAAAUUCUCACAAGAAAAGUCUUGAAGCCAUUAGUGGAGCUGCUUAGUAAUCCUGGUUACAUUAACCAGAUGCUACUUGCCCAGUUGGAGCACAGAGAACAGAUGAAUGAACAUCACAAGCGAGCCUACACCUACGCUCCUUCUUAUGAAGAGUUCAUCAAGCUCAUUAACAGCAACUCUGACGUUGAGUUCUUGAAGCAACUAAGGUAUCAAAUUGUAGUGGAAAUAAUCCAAGCAACUACCAUUAGCAGCUUUCCCCAGCUGAAGAGGCACAAGGGUAAAGAAACUGCUGCAAUGAAGGCUGAUCUCCUGAGGGCCAGGAACAUGAAAAGGUACAUUAACCAGCUGACUGUGGCAAAGAAGCAGUGUGAGAAGAGAAUCAGAACCCUGGGAGGCCCUGCCUAUGACCAGCAAGACGAUGGGGCCUUGGAUGAGUGGGAAGGGCCUCAAAGCCAGAAGAUUCUUCAAUUUGAAGAUAUCUUGGCCAAUAAUUUCUACCGAGAUCACUUUCGAAUGUACAUGGAAAGGAUGGACAAGAGAGCUCUGAUUGGUUUCUGGGAGGCUGUGGAAUAUUUAAAGAGUGCUAACAAGAAUGAAAUCCCACAAUUAGUUGGUGAAAUUUACCAGAAUUUCUUUGUGGAGAGCAAAGAAAUAUCAGUGGAAAAAUCACUUUACAAAGAAAUCCAGCAGUGUCUUGUAGGAAAUAAAGGCAUUGAGGUAUUCUGCAAGAUCCAGGGAGAUGUUUAUGAGACCCUAAAGGAUAGGUAUUACCCUUCGUUUAUUGUCAGUGACCUGUAUGAGAAAUUGAUGAUAAAAGAGGAAGAAAAACAUGCCUCCCAGUUGGUUUCCAACAAAGAUGAAAUGGGCCCGGGAGGUGAGGCUGGUGAGGAGGCGGUAGAAGGUACCAGUCAGAUCAAUGAACAAGCCAGUUUUGCUGUAAACAAACUACGAGAACUAAAUGAGAAACUUGAAUACAAAAGGCAAGCUCUAAAUUCUAUUCAAAAUGCACCAAAACCUGACAAGAAGAUUGUUUCCAAGUUGAAGGAGGAAAUAAUUCUGAUAGAGAAAGAACGCACAGACCUGCAACUGCACAUGGCAAGAACGGAUUGGUGGUGUGAGAACCUCGGCAUGUGGAAAGCUUCCAUCACUAGUGGAGAGGUUACAGAAGAGAAUGGUGAGCAAAUGCCUUGUUACUUUGUCCUGGUGAGCUUACAAGAAGUUGGAGGAGUGGAGACCAAGAACUGGACAGUCCCCAGAAGGCUCAGUGAGUUUCAGAAUUUACACCGGAAACUUAGUGAGUGUUUCCCUUCUUUAAAAAAAGUCCAGUUGCCUUCUCUGAGCAAGCUGCCUUUCAAAUCUAUAGAUCAAAAGUUUAUGGAAAAGUCAAAGAACCAAUUAAACAAGUUUUUACAGAAUCUGCUUUCGGAUGAAAGACUCUGUCAGAGUGAAGCACUUUAUGCCUUUUUGAGCCCUUCUCCUGACUACCUCAAGGUUAUUGAUGUGCAGGGGAAAAAACCCACUUUUUCAUUGUCCUCAUUUUUGGAGAGACUUCCUCGUGACUUCUUCUCCCAUCAAGAGGAGGAGACAGAGGAGGACAGUGACCUCUCAGAUUAUGGUGAUGAUAUGGAUGGAAGGAAGGACGCCUUGGCUGAGCCAUGUUUCAUGUUGAUCGGGGAGAUUUUCGAACUUCGCGGAAUGUUUAAAUGGGUGAGAAGAACAUUAAUUGCUCUUGUUCAGGUCACUUUUGGAAGAACCAUCAACAAACAAAUCCGGGACACAGUGAACUGGAUUUUCAGUGAGCAAAUGUUGGUUUACUACAUCAGUGUUUUCCGGGAUGCUUUUUGGCCGAAUGGGAGAUUGGCACCACCGACCACAAUCAGAAGCAAAGAACAAAGUCAGGAAACAAAACAGAGAGCCCAGCAGAAACUGCUCGAAAACAUUCCAGAUGCGCUUCAGAGCCUUGUUGGACAGCAAAAUGCUCGUCAUGGUAUAAUAAAAAUAUUCAAUGCACUGCAAGAAACCAGAGCCAAUAAGCAUCUGAUAUACAAACAUCGCACACAUGUUCCUGCAUUCUUCACUCCUGGAGAAAGGAGCACACUGGUGUGUUUCUUCAUGGAAGAGAGAGAACGAUAAGCCUGUGCACAGAUUUCUCCAGACUCCACCUGUGUCUUUUCUGCUUGCUGAUCUUGUCGUGUAUCCUUUCGCUGCAGUGAACUUAGCCAUGAGGACAACUAUAUGCUGAGUCCUAGUCCUGACACAGUACCCUUGACUAUGUUGUAAAAAUACAAGUCUACACGUUCCAUGUAACUUUUGGCCAAGUUUCUGUUAUUUUUUAUUAUUAAUAUAAUCAUAUUUGCUGAUGUUUCUAAUUGGCCCAUUUGGCACUUUUAUUGGUUGGCCUAAUCCAAUACUGAAAUAACGAAUAACUAUUUAAAGUUCUUCUAAAACUGAGGUUCAACACUGAAGUUCCUGACAUAAUGAACAAAGUUACUGGUGCUCAUGAAAAUAGGGUUAAAUCAGCAUCCUGGGCAGAAGUGCAAAGGCCUGUGUUUAUUGUUCCUUUCGUUACUGUUGUCUAAUGGUAGUGAAAAAAAAAGUAGUGUUCAUACAUUAACCAGAAGCAUAAUCUCUACAUAUAUGAUGGAAACUUAGGAAAGAAUAUUAUAAUUAUUGCUGAGAUCUCAAAAGACAAUACUGAAUCAGGCAGUGGCUUUCUAUUUUUUCUUUCUUGAUUUUUUUCCCUUCCAGCUAGGUCUGUUUAUUUAAAACAAAAGUACUUUUCCCCAUGCACUUCCUUUUGGGUGUGGUAAAUUUACAAUGUCAUGCUGUGAAAGGAGAAAAAAGAAGUACAAGAAAAGACAGGUUGUCUCUCACUGCCCAAGAAACUGUGGGGGGCACUGGAUGGGACCGCUUAGUUGUUUUUUAUUUCAUUUUUCUCCAACUUAGCAUGUAUUCUGUAAGCAAAUAAAAUAGGCUCGGAAACCCUGA